AUGAUACAGUUCCUCGUCCUCUGCCUGGCCACGCUCGUCAUAGCAGAAAUUCCAUUCCCUGAGCCUCCAAGCCUGGAGAGCUUUGACUCAGAGCCAGCCCAGAACAUGCCCGAAGUGGAUGUGAAGAUCAUUCCCACCCAUAUUGAUAUCGCGAAAUUGAGAGAGGCUUACGCCAAAGUGAGCGCCGGAGAACGUUUUCUUCCCGGACCAAGUCGUCUUCCAUUCGAAUUCUUUGAGCAACGACGCAAGAGAAAAUAA
Cylicocyclus nassatus is the source of this 258-nucleotide messenger RNA. The record is from the annotation of a GenBank genome assembly. NCBI's taxonomy places the organism in Eukaryota, Metazoa, Nematoda, Chromadorea, Rhabditida, Strongylidae.